AUGUUUGUGUAUGACGGUGUUGAUUGUCGCCCUGUGUAUUACAGAGAGCUACUGGAAGAACGUGUUUUUGAGCCCUGUAAUGUUGGAGAAGAACCUCAGUUCCUAUUUUGGAACCUUCCCAUUGCCGAUUUGGGACCUUGCUUCAAUGGCAGACACUAUGUCCUGGGAUUUGACUAUAACAACAGAGCCUUAUUUGCCCGCCAUUUUGAGUGGAUGCCCAACAAGACCGAUGAUCUUUGGUGUGUGUGGGACCUUGGGUUCACCAUGUACAGUAUCACCAUACCGGAUCUCAUCAUUCUUCUAGAGUCUAGUCUUUCUGAGGAAGUGCAUGUUGGCAUGGGAAUCCUCAGCUCAAGCCCUUAUUGCAUGGCAAUGGGGUCAUGUGAUGAUCCAGGGAUGGAAAUCGUCAUUACCAUUCUCUUCUGCCGGUGGGUGCUGGACUUCGCGGAGGCUAUCUUCGAGCAGAACGGAUAUAUCAUGGAAAGAUUCAAAGGGAGGCUCGCUCGCUACAUGGAAGAGAGUCGAAUUAUCCUGGCACGGGCCUCGUACAGGGCAUGGCUUGUUUCACGGGGCGGCUAUACGAAGGCAACUUCCCAGCGGAACUCAUCUAUUGGCAAGUUCACUAGCGACCUUUUCACGUUUAGCAAGUCCGUUGAAGAUGGCAGCUUGAAAACUCAGUCUUGGCGUGCACCAGGCUUGGACACUUGCAACAUGCUCCGUCAUCAGGACCGGGUUCAGAGAAAGGCAGAGACGGAGCAACGACUAGAAAGUCUCUUCACCAUUUCGGAAGUCGAUACACCUCCCGAAUCCCCGGGGGAGAUUCUGGGGGGGAUGAUAGCCAGAUCAAAAGAGAGUCUAGCUGCAUUUUGCCCUGAUAGAACUCCCAGAAUUUCACCCCGAUCUAAGUAUGGAUCGGUUCCUUUACACCGCCGGGGUUCGAUGUCUCCCGAAACUGUCAAACAGAUUUUUGACCUAAUCGAUACCCGACCGGAAUUGGAUUGCCCCGAAAAUCGUGCUCAUUUUGAAGAGUUGCGGACUAUACUCGCAACGGAUGUCCAACAAAAGACCGUAAAUGACUCGGUCACUCCAAAAUUGGGUCAUGAGAAUGACAGUUGGAAAGUAGAAGUACACUCAAUGUUGGAGCCAAAAGCGCUGGUGAACCAUUAUCGUCUCCAUUCCAGCUUGGUACUCGACUAA
Aspergillus oryzae RIB40 is the source of this 1197-nucleotide messenger RNA. RefSeq lists its product as uncharacterized. NCBI's taxonomy places the organism in Eukaryota, Fungi, Ascomycota, Eurotiomycetes, Eurotiales, Aspergillaceae. The record is from RefSeq and is a predicted model, not a curated record. The transcript has 2 exons. Bases 1 to 1197 code for a protein of 398 amino acids.